Molecule: messenger RNA, 2406 nt
Organism: Pogonomyrmex barbatus (red harvester ant)
Lineage: Eukaryota; Metazoa; Arthropoda; Insecta; Hymenoptera; Formicidae
Product: solute carrier family 35 member F5
Cellular component (GO): membrane
Source: RefSeq, a predicted model, not a curated record
UUAUUAUUCUGUCACACGCGUAAAGAAAACUUUCGAUAUUGCUCGAUGUUGGAAAAACAUGUAAUUAAUACAAUCGUGUCGCAUAUAACUUUUUUUUUUUAGGCUAAUCCACCAAGUUCCAAUUUAAUAAAAUAGCAUUAGCUUAUACAGUGUUAAAAGGAAAUCUAAUAUCUUCUCGUAAUUAUCUAUUAUCUAUUUCGUGAUAUGGCGCGCGAUAACGAGACAAAUACACUCGAGUUGCAUGUAAAAAUAAAUAGGCAAAAUUUAUCAGCGAUCUCGGAAAAGUGUAAUAUCAGCACAUUACGGAUUCCUUCUGAUCCAUCUUGGCCUAAAAUACCUCUACGUCGCUCAAACAAUAAUACUGACGAUAUUAUUGAACCUCCGUGUGUGGUCACUUUGACAGGAACUCCUAGAAAAGGAUGCAGUACAAUGCAAACUGUGACACGUCUACACCUCAAAUCAAGAUCGAGUCAAGAAUAUGAAGCAAUCACACAUAUACCGAAAAGAUUGCCUGGUUGUUUUGAUCCACGUUUUAGAAGACAAAUAUCACGACAAAAGGCUGAGAAACCAGAUGAAUCCUACAACAGAAAAAAUGACAAACAAACAUUAGAAUUAGAUACAUGUAUUCCACAAGAAAGUAAAAAACUUGAAGAUAAAUCACGGGAAACGAGUGAAUAUAUGAAUGAUUACGUAUUACCGUAUCACGAUGUAGAUAAUUUAUUAGAAAAUGUUACAAAAUCAGCAAAGGAAAUGGACAAUUGUUCCAAGGAGGUUAAUGAGCCAUUAUUUUUAAUGGUUGACGAGAAGAAGAUACAUGCACUGCCUAUCAGCACUCUUAAUAUAGAAGCCGAUUCUUCUUCGCCUAAGCAGUCACUGCAGUGUUACAGCGUUCAAAUUCCUGUAAUUGCCUAUCACAAUGUACCUUUGCAAUUAUCAGAUAAUCUUAAGCAAAUAGGAAAGGAUAUUAAGAUACUGUCCGCAUAUCAAAAUAACAAUGUAAAAGAUCGAGAAGCUGUCGGGAAUAUCUGUACAAGAUCGACAUUAACCAAUUUGAUGCACAGCUCCAAGAAGUCUGGGAAUCAAAGAUAUCUAUUUGAUAAUGUCGAGCAAUGUGAUGCAAAGAACAGCGACGAUAUCUGUCAUAUCUCGGAAAAGAAAAGUAUUUCCAUGAAUUGCGACGGACGCCCUUUCGGUCGAAUACUCGCGAAGGAAAAUACUGAUUCGAAUGUCGAAUCAUCGAAUCAAGAUAUUAGAAACGAGACUACAUCCAGAACAGAUCGUAAUGGAGACAAUGAUACGAUAGAUGAAUUGCAUCAAGCAAGUAAUGUAAGAAAUGGCGAAAAGUUCGUGAGUCUCAUCGACCAAAGGUGCGAUACAAAUUCUUGUACCGCGAACAAAUGCAACGAAAGAAAUAAAAUUCGAGAUAAGGAAUCUAGAAAAAGUAACGAAGAGGAAAAACGAAUAAAUAUGAAGGAAAAACGCGGGCAGCUGCGUGUUAACGUGAAACAUAAAGCAGCAUCGAUGAAUCUGUCGAGAAAAGCAAAGUCAUUCUUUCGGAAGAAAUCUCGUUUGGCAAUUACAGAUUCAGAUUGUACUUUAAUAUUACCUGGUCCUCAUGGCAUUAAUGGUAAACGUUAUGAAAAGAUCCGUGGCCGCUCCAAAAUAAAUCAGUCAUCGAAUCGGUUAGAUCAAAGAAACAGAAUGAUUAGCACGAAUUCUAUAUUAGAAUCAAAUGCAAAAUCGAAGCAAAGUCGAAUAAACUCCCGUUCGUUGACGAACUUACGGGCGAAAAACUUGGUUAAGAAACCAUUGUCCGUACCUCUGGAAACUCGAGAGUUGUUAAACAAAAGUUAUUGGGAGUAUUAUUGGAAACUCAAACACAGGAUCGCAUCGGCCAAGCCAGAUAAUGCGGAAGAAAGAGAUAAAUGCUCAAACGAGCCACAAGAUGAUCAUUUACUUGAAUCUCAAACGUUACAACAAUGCUCCAUACUCUCUUGCAUGAUCAAUACGGCACUUCGAAAUUCAGCAGUUGUCCAAGAUAAAAAGUCAUUUUCAUAUCCGGCUGUGAACGUAAUGUGCUAUUCCAAUGCAUGCGAAAACAUUUAUGAAACUUCUAGAUUAUCUUCCGCAAUUGUGAAAAGAAUUAAUCGAAAGAAAAUGAACCGAACAAACAAACGGUUGUUCAGACUCGAAAUCAUGGCGUUGCUGUGUAUCGCAAUAUACGUUGCGAUCAUAUUUUUGCCAGUGAUGUAUGAUUAUUUCUUCAACGAUGAAGACGAGAACGUGAGUUACAUUGAAUUAACGUUUCGAUACGUCGCAUCGUCAUUCGGAGAAGCUGUAGAUGGAAUUAUCAAUGUCCUGACCACUACCUUUUUACAAUCAGUAAGAUCCGGCCGAAAGCAGUAA